GACCGGGUUCGAAACCACCACCGGUAUAUGGGGCCAGCGCCCUACUCACUGAGCCGCAGGCGCCUCCCAUAAACACUAAAUUUUAAUCCUUUGAUGGGGCACGCUGUUCCUGGAGAUACUGCAAUACCAGGUCGAUGCAUGGACUGGGCUGAGCAAACUCCUCGUUCAUUUUCCUGCUCCCCAAAUACAUUUAUUAUGUCGUCUGUCCUUGGAUAGAAUAUUAAAGCGGUAAGAACAUGUACUACACUUGAUCAUGGCCAAAAGGCCGAGAAGCGACAGACAGACUUUUAAAAGCACAUUUUACCUACAGAUUUCCAUGGAAACCAACCAAAAGAAAUCAGAAAGCAGACACAUUGCCGGGCCAUUUCUAUGCAGAUCAGAAUCAAUGUCGCAUUUUCAUUAAGGCAGCAUUGUUUUUCCAACAAGGUCUCGGUGUUUACACAGCAACAAUUCCUCCAGAUAGUUUUAUUUUAAACUUACUAACUUACAUACUUCAGCCAACUGCUUUCAAAAUCUUUCAGUCUUUUAUAGUGAAGUUAAAGUACCACCUUUAUCUCGGCUCGAGAAGUCUAAUCCCAGCAGGGAAGUGCCAUGCGGGCAUCCUUUUGAUGUGAUGCAGACGUCGCUAUACACCUUGGCUGCGAAGCUGAGGCUGUGCUUUGAAACUGCCAAGAGCCUGUGCCUGCCAUUUGGUGUAUUACCAGCAUCGCAACAUGGGCACGGAAAGAUGCUUUCUCCCUCUGUUUAGCACUAAAAAGAGUUAAAAAACAAAGUCCCUCCAAACAAAAAACAAACCCAACAGGCAUCAAAACCGUCUAAGCGCCUAGGGAAAGCGCGCCAACCACACAAAGAAGAGAAGGGGGGCUACUGGGAUUCAAAAUCAUUUCGCCGGGACGUACACCCUCGUGGACCUAUCGCAGUUAACUGCGCGCUUAGUCAUAGCCAACAGACAUAGAGUUUCUGGUCCAGAUCCGCCCUGAAGACUGAUAGACAUUCACAUAGCCCAAUAGAAUAGUAUAACGCUAAACAAUCAACCAAUACAUUUGGGAGGUGGGUGGAGUGUGGGCUAGGGGGUUGGCGGUGCCGUGUCAUGGAGGCUCAGUCUCUGAGCAGCCAUUGAAGGGGUAGGAACUUCGGGGCUGUGUGUGUGUGUGUGUGUGUGUGUGUGUGAGCGCGUGCGCGUGCGUGUGUAGACAAGGAGGUGGGGGCAGCUGAGUUAGAGUCCCAACUCCUUGGACUCCAUUUGCUAUUCUCUUCUUUCUCCCCCGCAUCUAUAUGGUGGUAGUGGGCGUUUAUAUUUGCGUUUCUUUUCAUUCAUUUCCAGAUCUCUUAAAAUUUUUGGGUAAGGGGUAGUGGGAAAGGAAAGGGAAAGGGAGAAGAGUAGCAGCAGAAGAGCAGGAGGACAUGGAGAUGAAGAAGAGGAUUAACCUGGAGUUAAGGAACAGAGCUCCGGAGGAGGUGACAGAGUUAGUUCUUGAUAAUUGCCUGUGUGUCAAUGGGGAAAUUGAAGGCCUGAAUGAUACUUUCAAAGAACUAGAGUUUCUGAGUAUGGCUAACGUGGAACUGAGUUCACUUGCCCGACUUCCCAGUUUAAAUAAACUUCGAAAAUUGGAGUUAAGUGACAAUAUCAUUUCUGGAGGCUUAGAAAUUCUUGCAGAGAAAUGUCCAAAUCUUACCUACCUCAAUCUGAGUGGAAACAAAAUCAAAGAUCUCAGUACAGUAGAAGCUCUGCAAAAUCUUAAAAAUUUGAAAAGUCUUGACUUGUUUAACUGUGAGAUCACAAACCUGGAAGAUUAUAGAGAAAGUAUUUUUGAACUGCUGCAGCAAAUCACAUACUUAGACGGAUUUGAUCAGGAGGAUAACGAAGCACCAGACUCUGAAGAGGAGGAUGAUGAGGAUGGAGAUGAAGAUGAGGAGGAAGAGGAAGAUGAAGCUGGUCCACCCGAAGGAUGUGAAGAAGAGGAUGAUGAUGAGGAGGAGGAGGAGGAUGAAGAUGAAGCGGGCUCAGAAUUGGGAGAGGGAGAAGAGGAAGUGGGCCUCUCAUAUUUAAUGAAAGAAGAAAUUCAGGAUGAAGAAGAUGAUGAUGACUAUGUUGAAGAAGGAGAAGAAGAGGAGGAAGAGGAAGAAGAAAGUCUUCGAGGGGAGAAGAGGAAACGAGAUGCUGAAGAUGAUGGAGAGGAAGAAGAUGACUAGAUCAUUCUAAGACCAGAUUCCCUAAUGUUCCUGGAUGUGCAAUAGAGUGAUCACAUCUUCUUUGUUUCUCUAUGUAUGAUAGUUGUUCCUACAGAAGAUAAUGUGUAACUUUUUACAGGAAAAGUGUGGUUUUACUAUUUUUGCCUUAUCAUUCCAAAUAAGAUUUAUUAGUCUGUUAGUGAUUAUAUUGUAUGUAGAGAAAAUUUUUCAUUGGCCCCCCAAUUGUGAAAUUCUCUAGUGAUUUAUUUAGAAUUUUAAUUUUUCUUUUUUUUUUUUUUUGGCCAGGGCUGGGUUUGAACCCACCACCUCUGGCAUAUGGGACCGGCGCCCUACUCCUUGAGCCACAGGCGCCGCCCUAGAAUUUUAAUUUUUCUAAUUCAAGCUCAUCGUAUUAGUCAUUUUUAGUCCAUAAUUAAAACAUGAUCACUUUUACACAGGUGUAAUGUGAUGCAUUUCAUUUAUAAGGUUUUAAAGUUAUUUAUAAAUUAAUUGAAAUUAUAGUCAGUAGUAAUAUGAAAUGACAGUAGUCUCUUGAAUGAUGGAUUGGUUUUUUUUUUUUUUUUUUUGAGACAGUCUCAUUCUGCCACCCUGGGUAGAGCACUGUGGCGUCAUCAUAGCUCACAGCAACUUCAAACUUUUGCACUCAAGGGAUCCUCUUGCCUCAGUCUCCCAAGUAGCUGGGACUAUAGACGCCAGACACAACGCCCGUCCCCAGACACAACGCCUGAUAGUUUUUCUAUUUUUAGUAGAGACGGAGUCUCACUCUUGCUCAGGCUGGUUUUGAACUCCUGAGCUCAGGCAAUCUACCUGCUUCAGCCUCCCAGAGUGCUAGGAUUACAGAUUUGAGCCACCAUGCCCAACUCGGUUAUUUUUUUUAGAGGUGAUACAGAGAUCUUUAGUUUGAAGGCAAUGACUUUUUUCUUUUUUUAAGAGUAUUUGAGUGCUUUUUUGGUCACAUGAGUAACUUGGAAUGUAGAAGCAGAAUAGUAAAGGUUCUAUUCAGCAGUGCAGUUAUGGAUUUUGUGGAAGUUCUCUUCUGUAACAUAGUUUGUAGAUUUUGUGGUGACUGAAAAGAUUUUCAUUUUGAAGGAAAAUUUGUUUAUGCUAAGUCCAGAGAUAGGCAAGUAAAGCCUUUCUUCAGGCUACACAUCAUGACAUACCAAUGGUUGUUUAUUUUGUUUUGUGUUUAGGUGUGAUUCUUUUUCUUCUCAGCAGUUCUUUUAUGAUGACCUUCCCUUGUCCGCUCCAUUCCCUCUAUCUUAGAAGAAAGUCGAGAAACUUGUGGAUACCUAGGAAAAUCUUUAGUCUUAGGCCUCAACCACUCUCAGAUCUGAGUUUUAAAUAAGCAAAGUGAAAAUAAUUGAGUAUUUUAUGAGCUACAAAUGUUAUCAAUAUAGUUUUAUGCAACAAGCUCUGCUUACUGUUAAUCUUUCUUGGUCAAUAACAUCUAAGACUGUAUUAGUAGGAAAAAAAAGAAAAUCAGGGGAGGCUUUUGGAAGCAGCAUUAGUAUUCCUCAAAUGUCACAAUUGCCUGUUGACAAUAAGAUAUUCAAGUCAAAUGUUUAAGUUGGCUUCUCAGAUGAUUUGGAUGUCACUCUGCAAAAUAUUUCUAAUUUUUCUGAGUAGAACCUUUAAUUAUUCCUAAUGUUUUAAAACAUUACCAGUGGGACGGCGCCUGUGGCUCAAAGGAGUAGGGUACCGGCCCCAUAUACCCGAAGUGGCGGGUUCAAGCCUGGCCUAAAAACUGCAAAAAAAUAAAUAAAUAAAGUUUUAAAACAUUACCAACUAUAGCAUUUAAUUGGAAUAUAUUAGGCAGUAGGAAAAAUAUUUCAAACUGAGUUGGUAUUAAAAUUAAGAUUUGUUUUUAAGUGGAUGUCCAUUAAAAAUAGAAAAAUAUUUGGGAUAAGUGUGUGUGUUUCUUUAUAUGGCUACUAAAUAAAAUAUAAUAAGUAGACAACUACAUCUCCCUUUUUGUCAUGAAGGCUCCGUGUUCAAGGCAAUUGCUUUGUAAGUCUUGGUUAUCUAAAAUUUUUUCACUUUAUUUUGAAUAUCUGUAAAUAUUUAAAAUGUUAGUAUUAGCAAAUUGAAAUUAUGCUUCUAUACGGGGAUACAUUUAAAUUACUGAGUAUACUACUGCUGCUGCUUUUUUAGGUUUUUUUUUUUUUUGUAGAGACAGAGUCUCACUUUAUCGCCCUCGGUAGAGUGCCGUGGCCUCACACAGCUCACAGCAACCUCCAACUCCUGGGCUGAAGCGAUUCUCUUGCCUCAGCCUCCCGAGUAGCUGGGACUACAGGCGCCCCCCACAACGCCCGGCUAGCUUUUUUAGUUUUAAAUGUAUGACUUUACUUAGUUUUAAAGUAAAGAUUUUGAAGUUAUUUGUGGAGAAACUAAAAAUGUUGUAUAACUGACUGAAAUAAAACACUUAGGAUAACUUUAGUAGUAUGGAGAUUGGAAUCUCCAAAAGACUAACAUUUUUCUUCUGAUUUUAAAAAUUCAAAUGCCUGUUGUAGUCCUUAAGAAUUUUCAUUGCAUCCAUACUAUGCCAGAUUAUAAAAUACUUAUUUUUAAAAUGAAACUAUAUAUUGACUUUCUUAUCAAUCAUCUUACUGUGCAAUCAAAAUUAGAGUUCUUUGGUUUGAAAACAACACUUAGAGCCUCCUGAUAAUUUUUAAGACUUAUUUAGCUUGGCAGGUGGUAUUUUCAUGCAAAUAAGGGUGGGUUUUAUAUUUUGUAGAGGUUUUUGGUCCUAUUUUAAUGCUCUUUGUAUGGCAGUAUGUAUAUAGUAUGUUAAGUUUCUUGAGAAUCUCUCCUUAAAAACUUUGAAGUUAAUACUUUUGUGCAACUGUGUUUUGAAUAAAGCCAUGACAGUGUUAAAAACAAAAAAUGCAGUACUCUUAAUUAUUCUUUUAUUGUUUCUGACUGUUCCUUGUUUUUUUCUGUGUCUGCUGUAACUUAAGUUUUUGAAACUGAAUUGCUUCAAAUAAACUGAAGAUUUGUCAUAAUUAUUA
This is a messenger RNA of Nycticebus coucang (slow loris), 5201 nucleotides long. It is a transcript of the gene ANP32E, whose product is annotated as acidic nuclear phosphoprotein 32 family member E. Gene Ontology annotation, biological process: regulation of apoptotic process. The record is from RefSeq and is a predicted model, not a curated record. Gene Ontology annotation, molecular function: phosphatase inhibitor activity; histone binding. The transcript has 7 exons. NCBI's taxonomy places the organism in Eukaryota, Metazoa, Chordata, Mammalia, Primates, Lorisidae. Bases 1405 to 2193 code for a protein of 262 amino acids. Gene Ontology annotation, cellular component: nucleus.